AUGUCACACAUAUAUUCGCAUUCUAAUUUGGAUGAACUCUUGGUGUCUCUUUUGGGAGAAUACAAGCCACAUCUUCAAACACAUAGCCAUAGGAUGAAAUCAUGGAACACUUUGCUCAAGGAGUUUAAUAGGCGAUCUGGAUUAAAUUACAGGCAAACUAGGACAUUGAAAAGGAGGUUUGAUAAGCUUUGUUCUGUUUAUCUUAAAUAUGGUAGCGUGAAGGUAACGAAUUUCGAAACCUUCAAACAGUUGGUAUUUGAAUUCGAGCAUGAACGUCAAAAAUCUGAUAGUACUGCCACUGAAUCAAGUAACGCUCUAAGCAUGCUGGCGCGAAGAUUGGCGGAGACCGGAGAACUGGUCAAUUCGAACUCAGACAUUGGUGACGAUGAUGUGUUGGAGGAUGAUUUGGAAGAGGAAAGGCGGUAUGGCGAUGAAGCUGACGUUGAUAAUGGACCGCAGCCUAUUUCAGUACCUAGUACAGCUAACUUAGAACCAGCAGAAAUAAUUUUGGAUGAUAAUGAUGAUGAUCGAACACCUCUUGAUUCCAUAACGAUAUUACCACAUACUCAAAUGAACCGCCUUAGACACCAACAAUUACAGGAAAGCCAGCAGCUCAGCGAAACAAUACGAGAUAAUGUGUCUAACUCUGGUAGUGCACAAUUUGCCAAUACGCCGAAUCUGGUGGAACGGAACAACACCGAAUUGAGCCUGCAGCAGCAGAUCUUUGAUUUAAAGAAUAGCUUUGACGAAUAUAAACGAAGAGAACAAGAAACGACACGGCAAUUAAUGUACAAAUUGGAUUAUAUAGUUUCACUGUUGAAAAAAUGA
This is a messenger RNA of Kluyveromyces lactis, 828 nucleotides long. RefSeq names its product Dal82p (gene DAL82). Bases 1 to 828 code for a protein of 275 amino acids. The transcript has a single exon. The record is from RefSeq and is a predicted model, not a curated record. NCBI's taxonomy places the organism in Eukaryota, Fungi, Ascomycota, Saccharomycetes, Saccharomycetales, Saccharomycetaceae.